This is a messenger RNA of Chanos chanos (milkfish), 756 nucleotides long. RefSeq names its product granzyme B(G,H)-like. NCBI's taxonomy places the organism in Eukaryota, Metazoa, Chordata, Actinopteri, Gonorynchiformes, Chanidae. The transcript is spliced from 5 exons. Gene Ontology annotation, molecular function: serine-type endopeptidase activity. The record is from RefSeq and is a predicted model, not a curated record. Bases 1 to 756 code for a protein of 251 amino acids. Gene Ontology annotation, biological process: proteolysis.
AUGCACGGUCUCUGCAGAGCUCUGCUGGUGACAGCUAUCGCCACGGCAACAUUCACCGCCUCGUUUGGAGGUGAAAUCAUCAAUGGGAAAAAAGCCAAGAAAAACUCCCUGCAGUACAUGGUGUCAGUGCAGGUUCAUGGAAAGCAUAUCUGUGGGGGCUUUCUGAUUGGCCACAACUUUGUGCUAACCGCUGCCAGCUGUAAUGACACUGUCAGUGUGGUUCUUGGUUUUCAUAACUUGAAAGGAAAUGGGAAGGAAAAUCCACAACCAUACAAGGUGAAGAAAAUACGCAGGCCUGAUUCAUACAAAGAGCCGAGGAAAGGGGAUAACAUCAUGCUACUGGAGCUUCCUAAAAAAGUCAAAGUGACAAAGGUGGGUAUUCCGAAAAAGGACAAACUCAUCAAGGCAAACUCAAAGUGCCUGGUGGCCGGAUGGGGAAGGAAUGCCACAGACAGCAGGAAGGACACCGUGGACGAUCUCCUGUAUCAAAACGUGAGGACGGUGAACCUACAAACCUGCGAGCAUCAGUGGAAAGACCAGAAAUUCACACUCCCUCCAAACAUAAUCUGUGCUGUUGGUGACAAGAACGCCAAAGACGGGGUUUGUGAGAAAGACAUGGGAGGUCCACUGGUCUGCGAUCGUACUGCAGUUGGCAUCGUUUCCUUCAACAGUAAACGCUGUGACCAUCCUACUGUUUUCACGCAGAUUUCAAAGUACAUCGAGUGGAUUAACAGCGUGAUCAACGGAAAAUCUUAA